Nakaseomyces glabratus is the source of this 1101-nucleotide messenger RNA. It is a transcript of the gene DOS2, whose product is annotated as Dos2p. The record is from RefSeq and is a predicted model, not a curated record. Gene Ontology annotation, cellular component: cytoplasm. Lineage: Eukaryota; Fungi; Ascomycota; Saccharomycetes; Saccharomycetales; Saccharomycetaceae.
AUGGAUUUUGCAAUUGAACAAGAUGAUACUUUAAUUAGCAGCACUUCUAAGGCGGAAGUUAAGGAUACCAAAGUGGAUGCUGACAAGGGGACGCCCGCGACCAGAGGUCACAAGAGGGAAGACGCCAGUGGAAAAUCAGCUGGUGAAGCAACAGGUGAAAUAAUAGGUGAGACAGCUGGUGAAGUUACUGGGGAAGAUGUCAAUGUGAACAAAUACUUUGAUGAACUGGAGGACAAAGUUACUCAACAGUACGAGAAGACAUCAAAUGUCUUAAAGAAAAUAGUCAAGGAGAGGGAUGACGGCAUUGAAUUAAACCUGGGUCUUGAUCCAGAGACUAGUGCCAAAGCUCAAGAAUAUAUUCAGAAGUUGGAUGAGAAUUUGCAAUCAGUGGAGAAAUUGGCACAAUCUUAUUGGAGUAAGAUGAGCGUCUCUGUCAGUAAAUCAGUCACGGAAUCAUUAAGCACUGGGAAAGCUGCAAUUGAGAAAGUUCAAAAGGAGAACAAUGCGGGCUCCUUUUGGUCCUCUUGGAAACCCAUGCUUUCUGGUGUGAUAGGCUCUGAGGAUGAGCCCUCUACUCAGAAGGACCUUAGCGUUGGUGCGAUGGGUGGUAACCGAACUGAGUUAGAACUAAGGAUGUUAGAGACAGAUAAAUCUAUUUACACAAAUAACAAAUUACCGCUUGAUAAAGAAUUUAAUGCCGAUAGCAAAACCGUAGAGAUUGCCAACCUAAUAAGAACUAAUAAGGAUUUAGAAAAAAUGAUGAAUGAGCUGGUUCCUAAGGAAGUACCAUAUGCAGAUUUUUGGAAUAUUUAUUUUACACAUCAGAAGAGGAUAUUGGAGAUGGAAGAGAGAAGGAAACGGAUAUUGGAGGAAAAGCUCAAAAAUGACGACAAUGCAGAUGAAGAAGUGGCCUGGGACGAUGAUGAAGAUGAAGGUAUAACGGCACCUGCUGCCGAUGCUGAACAGCAAUCAAUCAAGGAAAAGAAAAUAUCUGAAACUAAAUCUGAACAACCUGUUGAGAAACAACCAAAGGAAGUUAAAGAAGCUGUCACCAUACCUGCUGUUGCUGGAGAUGAUGACGACGAAGAUGAUUGGGAAUAG